Molecule: messenger RNA, 2256 nt
Organism: Stegostoma tigrinum
Lineage: Eukaryota; Metazoa; Chordata; Chondrichthyes; Orectolobiformes; Stegostomatidae
Gene: mettl6
Product: methyltransferase 6, methylcytidine
Exons: 8
Coding region: 777-1718 (313 amino acids)
Molecular function (GO): S-adenosylmethionine-dependent methyltransferase activity
Source: RefSeq, a predicted model, not a curated record
UCACAUGCUCUCUCUCUUCCGCCCCCCUUUCUGUUUUGUUUUCCCUGCCCUAUGUCACAGCCAGAGGAUGCGGCCUGGAGUUGAGAGCCGGGGCGCAGGCACGCUCCCAAGGCCCGCCUCUCCGGCCUACCUUCCCGUUGCCCCCGCCUCGGCUUCACUCACAGCGGAUGGUGUGGAACGAGCUCUUGGGCCGUUUCUCGAAGCUCUCGCCCAGUUUGAGCACGUGCUCUUCCUUGCCCAGCGCCGGCUGCGCGGUACCAUUCAUCGCCGAACGCUUCAAACAUCAAUUCUUCUCCUUUUUCUCCGCCCUCCGAACCAGCCGACCUUCCUUGCGGUCUCUCUCCGCUUUCGGAUGUUUCGAAAGCAAAAACGCGACCGACCGACCCGCGUGCGGCGGCCGUUAAAUUCAAACAGUGAUGGUGCUGAGCUCGCGAGCAGCGCCCGCGCGCACCGAUAGCGACGCGAGUGGAGACUGGGGACGCGAUCUGUCCGCUGUGGGUCACUGGGGUACGGAGGGAUGGUCCUGUCUGCUCGUCUUUAUCAUGUAGGAAGAUGCUGCUGAUGUCAUAUGGAAGAAGAAGUAAUUGAUACACCAGAUGAGCUAUUCUUAAAGUUGUUAAAUCACCAGGACUGGAAGGGCUGCACAGGACAAGGAAGGAAAUUGCAGAGGAUUCUAGACCUGGACCAGUAACUGGCAUUCUCUGAGAUAUGUGGACUGAUAACUGGAGCUCUUUGAAAUAUACACUGAUCUGCAGACCAUCUGGAAUACUGCAAACAUGGGAGAUAACAUGGAAAUAAAUCCUUUUUGUGAUAUCCAGCCAUAUCAAACCGAAGGGAUAAACAACUGGUCUUUAAGCAAUAAGAUAGUAACCGUAACACCCUCCAGAUCAGAAAUGCCUUCUCAAAUCAGAGGGCAGAAGGGAAGGAUCCUUACCCCUGAAGAAGCAGAAAAGCUCAUGAAAGAUCAGACCUUAGUGUCAGAUUUUAAGCAACAGAAGCUUGAAAGAGAUGCACAGAAGAACUGGGAUUUAUUUUACAAAAGAAACAGUACAAAUUUCUUCAAAGACAGGCAUUGGACAACCCGAGAAUUUGAAGAAUUGAAAGCAUGUAGAGAAUUUGAGAAUCAAAAACUAAUUGUCUUGGAAGCUGGCUGUGGAGUUGGAAACUGCUUAUUCCCUCUUUUAGAGGAUGAUCUAAAUGUCUUCAUUUAUGCGUGUGAUUUCUCUCCUCGAGCAAUAGAAUUUGUGAAGCAAAAUCACUUAUAUAAUGCUGAACGAUGUAAAGCCUUUCAGUGUGAUCUAACUAAGGACAAUUUACUGGAGAAUGUACCAGCAGACUCCGUCGAUGUUGUAACACUGAUCUUCGUGCUUUCUGCUAUUCAUCCUGACAAGAUGCUGCUGGCAUUAGAAAAUAUAUAUAAAAUACUGAAACCUGGUGGAAGUGUCUUAUUCAGAGAUUAUGGACAGUAUGAUCACACAAUGCUUCGAUUUAAAAAUGGCCACAAACUUGGGCCAAAUUUUUACGUUCGUCAAGAUGGAACAAGAUCUUUCUUCUUUUCGGAUGAAUACAUGGCACAGCUCCUGGCGGCUGCUGAAUAUGAAGUGCUUGUGAAUGAAUAUGUGUUCCGUGAAACUGUUAAUAAGAAGGAAGGUCUUUGUGUUCCAAGAGUUUUUCUUCAAUGCAAGUUUAAGAAGCCAGAGAGAAAUCGAUACAAUUAACCUGUUGAACAGUUACUGCUGCUCUCUUUUUUUGAAGUUAAGUUAUAAUGUUUGACACUUCCAUCUUGUACUUGGAACCCAGCAGAAAGUGCAGGCGGAGGAACCAACUCCUGGCACUCCGCCAAGAUUGCGACAUGAAAAGAGUCUUAAAAAUCUGAGGUAGGAGUAAGGGAUGAGUUGGUGAUCUCAGCUAUUCUGCUGCCUGGGUGAGAAUUGUUGAGUGGAGGCUCAAUAUAUCACUACAGAGGUGCAGGAAAGUUGGAAGGGAGAGGAGCUCCAGGGUUACUCUUGUGGUCUUGUUGAUGACUGACUGAGCAGCACUGAUUUAAAUACAUAUGAACAGACGAUGUGCGAAAAAUUUCACUUGAGCCCAAGCAGGCCAGAGAACACAUGAAUUAAAAUUAGAGAUCUCUUACAUUUGCAAAUAAAACACAAAAUUAUUGUAUUGCAUGAUGUCUGAUUGGAAUUUUUGGAAGUGCUACAUCUUUUCUAAACUAUUUAACAUUUUAUAAGGUAUGUGAUAAUGGAAGUUUUAUAA